CACGCUAUACAAUCGCAUGACUGGAUAUCACCUGACAUGGGUUAGGUUAGUUGCAAUUUCAAGAUUUAAAUUAGCAAGGAAAGAAGUUAUCAAUAGUUACAAAAUGGCUUCUUAUUUAGAGAGUUCAAUUCAUAAAGGAUCAGAAUCAUUCUUUGACUUUUCUUGUUUCCCCUGUCAGGAAAAUGACAGAAACACGGAGGCUGAAUUUUACUGUGGGGACUGUUCUAAAUUUUACUGUAGCAAAUGUGUGGAGUAUCACAACUAUCUUUACAAGAAGCAUGAAAUUUUGGACAAGACAAACAUCAGCCAGUGGCCUGAGACUAAUGUGGGUGAACAAGAGAUUUGUCAGGAUCACAAGAAGGAAAAACUGACAGGAUUCUGUGAGGACCACAGUCAGCUGAUAUGUCAUGCCUGCCAUGUCCACACUCAUCAGUUAUGCAGUCAUGUGGUACUAAUAGCUGACAAGGUGAAAGACCUCAAUCAAAAAAGAGACUUAGAACAGUUGUCAGCAACUCUUGAUACACAACACCAGCAGUUGAUAAAGAAGAAACAUGACUUUGAGGAAAAUUUGCAGUCUCUUGAGAAAUCUUACAAGAAAAUUCUGGAAGAAAUCAAUGCUUUACGAAAGACUAUAAAUGACGCUUUGGAUCAACUGGAGAAAAAUACCAAGAAGGCUUUGGACACAUUGUUGGUCAAUGUGAAGACAUCUAUCAGAAAUGACAUUGAAAACUGCAAUAAGUCCAUAAAAAAUAUAUCAUGCUUACAAGAAAAUUUGCUGACAAGUAAAGACAAAAAAGAAGCACUGAGUUUUAUCAAAUACAGAAAAUGCCUUGACCAGUCCCUUAAGGUAGAAGCAUCUUUACAAGAUAUGACAGCAAAUAAUGAGAGGACACUAACCUUUAAUCCUGAUAGAACCAUCCAACAAACCCUGUCCGCUCUAUCUGGAUUGGGACAAAUACUGAGCACAGUUAAACAAUCACAACCCACUAAAAGGACAACACAGAACACAAAUACCAGACAGAAUACACCUAAAGCAUGCAGCCAGUCUGACCCUGGAAACCAAACAGCUUCAAGAUUAAAGGUAAACACAUCCAUUCCAGAAUCAAGUUCAUCUAGACACUAUAGCCCUGGAAACCAAAACAGUCAUCUGCCCAAGUCAGGCCUGGUAUCUGAUCCUGUAUCAAGCUCAUCACACCAGCUGGUCCAGGGACAUCAACCAGGUGCAGUAAGCAAACCUGAUCAAAUCAUAAAAGUGAAGAGUGGUAAGAAGUACAGUGUGAGGAUUGAGGGUGAUCAAGGCAUAUUCUACAUAACUGGUAUUUGUGAGACAGCUUCUGGAGAACUCCUCAUCACAGACUUUUACAACUGUAAUGUGAAGCUCCUGGAUCAGACCUACAACGUGGUGGCCCACUAUGACUUGCCUAGUACACCACGGUCCAUCUGCAGCAUUGACACCAGUCUGGUGGCAGUUACUGGUUACAACGAGGUCCAUGUUAUCAGAGUGACCAAUGAUCAGUUGAUAGAGGACAGGAUACUGAAGUUCCAACAUACAUGCUGUGGUAUUGCCCAUCAGCAUGGUAACCUGUACAUUACAGAUGGUACAGCUCUGUAUCUCUAUACUGUGGAUGGAAGACUGGUGAGGGAGAUGUUUAAGGAUACAUCAGUGACCUCCUGUGCAGUCAGUCCAGAUGGUGACAGGAUAUAUGUGACCAACCAGGACAGUGGCCAGCUGGUCACACUGUCCAGGGAUGGCACAGUGAUCUCCACCCUGAUUGUACCUGACCUGAGCUCCCCUAUAGGAGGACUACCUGGCCUACAUGUGACAGAUUCAGGACAAGUUCUGGUGUGUGGAUUCUAUUCAAACACAGUAGUCCAGGUGGUCAGAGAUGGAAGACAGAUACUGGCAGAGGUGGUCACAAAGAAUAAUGGUGUGAUUAGCCCUAUGUCUGUCUACUACAGUAAGCACACACGCUCAAUCAUUGUAGGAAUGCAGGACAAUGACAUUACAGUGUUUAAGGAACAGUGACUGUUGCAGAAGGAUGAGUUAUAAUCAUUUAUAAUAAUUUACACAUUCAUAUAUAUAGUUCUCAUUAUAAAACAGGUAAACUCUUUUAAUACAAGGGCUGUUUGUAAAACAUGCAUGCCCCCCAUAUGGGCUCUCCGUUGUAGUGACAGCCAUUGUGUGAAUAUGUUUUUUGUCACUGUGACCUUGACCUUUGACCUAGUGACCUGAAAAUCAAUAGGGGUCAUCUGCCAGUCAUGAUCAAUGUACCUAUGAAGUUUCAUGAUCCUAGCCAUAAGCGUUCUUGAGUGAUCAUCCGAAAACAAUUUUACUAUUUCGGGUCACCGUGACCUUGACCUUUGACCUAGUGACCUGAAAAUCAAUAGGAGUCAUCUGCGAGUCAUGAUCAAUCUACCUAUCAAGUUUCAUGAUCCUAGGAAUAAGCGUUCUUCAGUUAUCAUCCGGAAACCAUUUUACUAUUUCGGGUCACCGUGAACGUGACCUUUGACCUAGCGACCUCAAAAUCAAUAGUGGUCAUCUGCGAGUCAUGAUCAAUGUAUCUAUGAAGUUUCAUGAUCCUAGGCAUAAGCGUUCUUGAGUAAUCAUCCGGAAACCAUUUUACUAUUUCGGGUCACCAUAACCUUGACCUUGACCUUUAACCUAGUGACCUCAAAAUCAAUAGGGGUCAUCUGCGAGUCAUGAUUAAUGUACCUAUGAAGUUUCAUGAUCGUAGCCAUUAGCGUUCUUGAGUUAUCAUCCGGAGACCAUUGUCUUUUUCGGGUCACCGUGACCUUGACCUUUGACCUAGUGACCUGAAAAUCAAUAGGGGUCAUCUGCCAGCCAUUAUCAAUCUACCAACGAAGUUUCAUGAUCCUAGGCAUAAGCGUCCUUGAGUUAUCAUUCGGAAACCAUUUUACUAUUUCGGGUCACUGUGACCAUGACCUUUGACCUAGUGACCUGAAAAUCAAUAGGGGUCAUCUGAGAGUCAUGAUCAAUCUACCUAUUAAGUUUCAUGAUCUUAGGCCUAAGCGUUCUUGAGUAAGUAAGUAAGUAAGUAAGUUUAUUGUAAACAAAGGCCUCCGGCCCAUAAUACAUCAUGUUUACAAAAUAUAUAUAUACAGAUAA
Molecule: messenger RNA, 3127 nt
Organism: Dreissena polymorpha
Lineage: Eukaryota; Metazoa; Mollusca; Bivalvia; Myida; Dreissenidae
Exons: 3
Coding region: 17-2026 (669 amino acids)
Molecular function (GO): zinc ion binding
Source: RefSeq, a predicted model, not a curated record